AGACACUUCGAUAUAAGGAAAAAUGUCCAACCGUGGUGGCGACAAGAGGCACUUGGUGCCGCUGCAAGAAUUUCUCAAGUUUGUCUGUGAGGCGAGAGGAGCGAGGACAGCACGGUUUCCGAAAAGGAUUAAUGGAACAUCGAUACUCCAGGGACAAACUCGGAACACUGAAGUCAAACGAGAGUCGUCAUCAUCGUCGGAUAACGCAGUUGAACCCGCGAGGAGCGCCAGUCACGAUAACUCACUCACGGUGUCUCAAGACGUGAAGGUAACGACCACAAACACCGUAGCGCAUCGAAAGCGACAGCAUUCGCCUGAAAGCACCGCCGAAGCGUUGGCAAACACUCCAAGUGCCCCAGUGGAAUGCGAAGUUAUCGAAAAAACUCCAGGCAAAGGGUGCUUUAUCUCCAAAUACGUCGACUUUCCUCUAAGCGAUCUUGGUCUGGAACUUCUCUUUGACCUAUCGCGUCAAAGACUUACAUCAGAAGUGGCCACGAAACUUCAAGGGACGCACUGCUGCCACCUGCUUCUCGGCACAUCGAUGAUCGUCACCGGCAAUAUCGUUGAUGUAAGCAUCAAAGAAGAAACGGUGAUGGUUUCUCCUGAUCGCGGGCUGCGUGUGGGCAUCGAAUGGGUUUCUCUCAAGCGUGUCUUUCAGGUUCCAGAGAACUUUGAAGUGGUGAAGGAGGAGGCAGCGCAAAGGAUUGAGCGAAUUAUGGAAGCCGCGCGCAGAGGUGAGAAAACUCCGAAAACUUCACCCAUCAAAUUGGUUAAAAAGCCAACCGCAGCUCCUUUUCCAGCUUCACCAGAGAAACCUAAAGAGUAG
Molecule: messenger RNA, 826 nt
Organism: Leptomonas pyrrhocoris
Lineage: Eukaryota; Euglenozoa; Kinetoplastea; Trypanosomatida; Trypanosomatidae
Exons: 1
Coding region: 23-826 (267 amino acids)
Source: RefSeq, a predicted model, not a curated record